CGUUCGCCUUCAUUCAACAAUGUCUCUCAAUCUCUCUCUCCUUGUCAUUCUCUCUCUCCUCUUUAUCUCCGCAGUUCAAGCGGACGCACUCAACGGUGAUGAUCCGUUGAUCAGGGAAGUAGUGGACGGUCAGGAUGCGUCAUCAUCAAACCUGUUAAGCGCAGAGCAGCAUCACUUCUCGCUGUUCAAGAGUAAAUUCAAGAAAUCCUACGGCUCACAGGAAGAGCAUGAUUACCGGUUCUCGGUAUUCAAGGCUAAUCUGAGACGCGCGGCGCGUCAUCAGGCAUUGGACCCAACGGCAAGUCAUGGAGUGACUCAGUUCUCCGAUUUGACUCCGGCGGAGUUUAGAAAGCAGGUUUUAGGGUUGCGCAGGUUGAGGUUGCCUAAGGAUGCGAAUGAAGCUCCGAUUCUACCUACUAGUGAUUUGCCUGAGGAUUUUGAUUGGAGAGAUAAAGGAGCUGUUGGUCCUGUUAAAAAUCAGGGUUCGUGCGGGUCGUGCUGGAGUUUUAGUGCCACAGGAGCUUUGGAAGGUGCCCACUUUCUUGCAACUGGAGAGCUUGUUAGCCUCAGUGAGCAGCAGCUUGUGGAUUGCGAUCAUGAGUGUGAUCCUGAAGAACCAGAUUCAUGUGACUCUGGAUGCAAUGGUGGGUUGAUGAAUAGCGCCUUUGAGUACACUUUCAAAGCUGGUGGUCUUAUGCGUGAGGAAGACUAUCCUUACACUGGUACUGAUCGUGGUACUUGCAAAUUUGACAAGAACAAGGUUGCAGCAAGAGUGGCCAACUUUAGUGUUGUUUCCCUUGAUGAAGAUCAAAUUGCUGCAAAUCUUGUGAAAAACGGACCUCUUGCAGUGGCCAUCAAUGCUGUGUUCAUGCAAACAUACAUUGGAGGAGUGUCAUGCCCAUAUAUCUGCUCAAGGAGGCUGGAUCAUGGAGUGUUGCUGGUGGGAUAUGGUUCAGCUGGCUAUUCUCCUAUCAGGAUGAAGGAUAAGCCAUACUGGAUCAUCAAGAACUCCUGGGGAGAAAAGUGGGGAGAGAAUGGAUUCUACAAGAUUUGCAGAGGUCGCAAUGUUUGUGGAGUAGACUCCAUGGUCUCAACUGUUGCUGCUGUGCAGACCACCUCCCAGUAGGAUGCGAAUCCUAAUAUGAUUUACUUAUCAUUGUAAAUAAGGUUACAAUUAAGUCAUACAUAUCUGCCUACCAUUUUCAAUCAAAUCAUAGGAUAGUGGAAUUUCUUCGAAAUUUCCCAUGCCUUGGGUCUGCAAAAGCAGCUGUACUAUGUCGUUUGUCUUUCUAGUGCAAUCAACCCUUUGAAGACUUGCAAUGCUUGUCUUUUUUCAUCUA
Messenger RNA from Populus euphratica (Euphrates poplar), 1340 nucleotides. Its product is annotated as cysteine proteinase RD19a-like. The transcript is spliced from 4 exons. The record is from RefSeq and is a predicted model, not a curated record. Gene Ontology annotation, molecular function: cysteine-type peptidase activity. Gene Ontology annotation, biological process: proteolysis. Bases 20 to 1126 code for a protein of 368 amino acids. NCBI's taxonomy places the organism in Eukaryota, Viridiplantae, Streptophyta, Magnoliopsida, Malpighiales, Salicaceae.